AGCCUCCGCAGCCCGAGCCGCCCAGGGCUCUGCUUCGCCUCGAGUGGCAGUCCGUGCGUGCCCGGCGCUCCGACCAGCACCAUGGGGAAGCAGAACAGUAAGCUGGCCCCGGAGGUGAUGGAGGACCUGGUGAAGAGCACGGAGUUCAACGAGCACGAGCUCAAGCAGUGGUACAAGGGCUUCCUCAAGGACUGUCCCAGCGGCCGCCUCAACCUGGAGGAGUUUCAGCAGCUCUACGUGAAGUUUUUCCCCUACGGAGACGCCUCCAAAUUCGCUCAGCACGCCUUCCGGACCUUCGACAAGAACGGCGACGGCACCAUCGACUUCCGAGAGUUCAUCUGUGCGCUCUCCAUCACGUCCAGGGGCAGCUUCGAGCAGAAGCUCAACUGGGCUUUCAACAUGUACGACCUGGACGGCGACGGCAAGAUCACCCGGGUGGAGAUGCUGGAGAUCAUCGAGGCUAUCUACAAGAUGGUGGGCACCGUCAUCAUGAUGAAGAUGAACGAGGACGGGCUGACGCCGGAGCAGCGGGUGGACAAGAUCUUCAGCAAGAUGGACAAGAACAAAGACGACCAGAUCACGCUGGACGAGUUCAAAGAAGCGGCCAAGAGCGACCCCUCCAUCGUGUUACUGCUGCAGUGCGACAUCCAGAAAUGAGGCCGGGGGCCGGGACUCGCCCGAUUCCGCCCGCGGCCGCCCUCGCCCGCACUCCCGCGCCCACUCCCACACUCCCACGCACACACACGCACGCCCACUCACACACGCACACACAACAUUGCUUGGAUCCCCUGUAUCAAUGGAUUUGCUUUCUGUGUUUGAAACACUUGUGUGCAUGAGAAUUUUAUUUGCUAAAGAGUUUUAAAAGUCUCUAUAUUAUAAAAAGAAAAAAAAGAGGACCCGAUCCACACCCACGUGAUGUCCCAGUCCCCCUCCCCGCCUCCUCCCGAGCCCAGGCUGGGGCGUGGGGCGGCCCCCUCCAUGUCCCCUCUUCCCCCCACGCGUCCCCCUGACUCAGUAACGCCCCCCUCCCCUCCGCCCUGAUUAUGUAGCUAAGUGUUGGCUCCCAGCCGCGUCGCGUCCCCCCUUCCCUCCUCCCCCGGCCCCUCCGGCUCCGGCCGCUGGGGAGCCCGGUCCCCCUCCCGAGCUUGUGCUAUCAGUGAAUGUCGCUGUGUCUCAUCUGCAUGCGCGCCUCUCAGUCCGGGCCCCUCCGCCGGGCUCUUGCAUCUUCUCCACCAGGAAGACCCGUGUCCGAGGAAUGCAGUGUCGCCUGUAGCGCCCCCCGCCCGCCCCCCAUCUCUGUCUAGCUAGCUCUACACCAACACACAAAAGUCGAAUUAUUUAUUGGAAGUAAAGGAAGAGAGUACUGGAAGCAGAUGGAUUCCUGCCUGGAUUUUCAGAAGCUUCCAAAGAGGUUGCAAUAUAUGUCCCAAAUAAAUUUAUAAUAUUUGA
This is a messenger RNA of Sarcophilus harrisii (Tasmanian devil), 1449 nucleotides long. RefSeq names its product visinin like 1 (gene VSNL1). The transcript is spliced from 4 exons. Lineage: Eukaryota; Metazoa; Chordata; Mammalia; Dasyuromorphia; Dasyuridae. The coding region runs from base 82 to 657 and encodes 191 amino acids. The record is from RefSeq and is a predicted model, not a curated record. Gene Ontology annotation, molecular function: calcium ion binding.